AUGAUUCAUAAAUAUUUCACGCUUCCAUCGUUAACUGGAAGUUAUAUUCUUUCAAAUAUAAAUGAAUCAUUUAUUACUGAAACGGUUGGUAAUUCAACAGAUAAAGAAUGUCCUGAUGGAAUAAAAUGGAUUCAAAAUGUAUUUGGUGAUUGUGUUGAUUCACCAUGGAAAUUUAUAGGUUUUGUUAUUGGAUUUGUUUCACUAUUACUUUGGCUUUUACCAUUAAUACCACAACUUUAUCAUAAUUAUAAACAAAAACGGUGUAAUGGUCUUUCUAUAUAUUUUCUAGUAUUUUGGUUUAUCGGUGAUUCAUGUAAUCUUUUUGGAUCAAUAUUAACUAAUCAACAACCUUUACAAAAAAUUAUUGCUUUGUAUUAUAUAUGUCAAGAUUGUAUAUUGCUUCUUCAAUACAUUUAUUAUGAACAUUUAUAUUCAACUAUUAAUGGUAUAGGACGUGGAUUUAAUCAAGUAGAUGGUGUUGAAGAACAACCAUUAGUCAUACCAGCUUUGUUUAUGGGAAUAUCUAGUGCAUCAUUACUUACUGGAAAUAGAAUAACUAAUUAUAAAUAUUAUAAUACAACUGAUAUGAUUGGAGAUGAGCAUGCAUUUAUUGGAAAAUUUAUAUUAGAGCAUGCUGAAGGAAUAGGAUUUGUAAUAGGAACAAUUGGUGCACUUUGUUAUUUGGCAGGUCGAAUUCCACAAGUUAUAAAAAAUAAUGAAAGACAAUCAUGUGAAGGUCUUUCAAUUCAUAUGUUUUAUAUUAUUGUCGCUGGUAAUUUGACUUAUGGUUUAUCUGUUCUUUUUGAAGCCACAGGUUGGAUGUAUUUGUUAAGACAUUUACCUUGGUUGAUUGGAUCACUAGGUUGUUGUAUAUGUGAUGCAUAUGUCAUUAACCAAUAUUAUUAUUUUGAAAAAAUGAAUCGCCAAGAAGAUACGCAAACAAUAAAUGAAACAGUUGAUGCUUAA
Molecule: messenger RNA, 966 nt
Organism: Strongyloides ratti
Lineage: Eukaryota; Metazoa; Nematoda; Chromadorea; Rhabditida; Strongyloididae
Product: PQ-loop repeat-containing protein
Exons: 2
Coding region: 1-966 (321 amino acids)
Source: RefSeq, a predicted model, not a curated record